Coturnix japonica (Japanese quail) is the source of this 1514-nucleotide messenger RNA. RefSeq names its product siah E3 ubiquitin protein ligase family member 3 (gene SIAH3). Gene Ontology annotation, cellular component: cytoplasm. Gene Ontology annotation, molecular function: ubiquitin conjugating enzyme binding; ubiquitin protein ligase activity. NCBI's taxonomy places the organism in Eukaryota, Metazoa, Chordata, Aves, Galliformes, Phasianidae. The record is from RefSeq and is a predicted model, not a curated record. Gene Ontology annotation, biological process: proteasome-mediated ubiquitin-dependent protein catabolic process; multicellular organism development.
UUCUGCUUCACCCUGCGAGGAGCUGUAGCUCCCUCUGCAUAUGUGAUUUUCCUCCCAGGCUGCACAAUGCAGCCCAGCUUCACCUAUUCUUGCCACUUUCCUACAGUUUUGUUGGUGGGCUUCUCUCCUACCCGUUCCAUUUAUCUCCGGUAUUAGGGCACCCUUUGCUAAAUGAAGCCAAUUAAUAAAUGGAGACGUUAAGCAAUCAAUUGUGCCUGCCCAUCUCCCCAGCCCUGCGUACUCCCGGCUGUAAUCGCAAGAUAAAUGUGAUGUGCUGAUGUAUGGUAAUGUUCAAUAAUACAUUCUCCGCCAGGCUCGAUUCAUCAGGGACUUUCUGGAGGGGAGGCAUUCGUUAUUGGCUGUCUCCGGACCUCAAGGAUAACAGUUCUGUCCUUUCCAUUGGCCGACCCGCUGCUGCAAGCCUCUUCCCGUCUUAUUUUGAUGAUGAAUAUGAAGGCAUGCUGAGCCGUGCUGGAGCGCAGCGCUCACCGACUGCACUCCCUCCUGGCCUCAAGGACUGCGGGGCUGCCUCGCUGCCUCCCCCGCCCGCCGCUGGCAGCAGCAACCCCCGAAGUUGGGAUGCUUUUCUUCACCCAGUGCUUUGGGGCUGUCUUAGAUCUCAUUCACCUACGAUUUCAACACUACAAAGCCAAGAGGGUUUUCUCAGCCGCCGGGCAACUCGUCUGCGUCGUCAACCCAACUCACAGCCUGAAGUAUGCACCAACCCGUUGUGCAGUUGCACAGACAUCCACGGAGCAAGGCGGCCUCCCUCCCUGCCAACACCAUGAAGCAGUGCACGACCCCCAGCUGGUGCCCUGCACGUGUCCACUCUUCUCCUGCCCAUGGGAAGGGCACCUGGAGGUGGUGGUGUCUCACCUAAGGCAAACUCACCGCAUCAACAUCCUUCAGGGGGCAGAGAUUGUCUUCCUGGCCACGGACAUGCACCUGCCCGCACCCACGGACUGGAUCAUCAUGCACUCUUGCCUUGGCCACCAGUUUUUGCUGGUUCUCAGGAAGCAGGAGAAGUACAAAGGCCAUCCCCAGUUCUUUGCCACCAUGAUGCUGAUCGGCACGCAAACCCAGGCUGAAAACUUUACCUAUCGGCUCGAGCUCAACAGGAACCAGAGGCGCCUCAAGUGGGAGGCUACUCCAAGAUCGGUGUUGGAGUGCAUUGACUCUGUCAUUUCAGAUGGGGACUGCCUUGUGCUGAACACUUCCCUGGCUCAGCUCUUUGCUGAUAAUGGGAGCCUAGCAAUAGGAAUUGCAAUAACCACCAGCAAAGUUCACAACAGCGAAGCUGAAAUCUGAGGGCGACGAGGAAGAGAAGGAGGAGGAAUAAUGGUGCUCUAACUGCUUUGUGAGAGCCAGAACUUGCAGACUUUCUGGGGGGGUCUCAGGUCUUUUAUGGUAUUUAGUACUGGUCCACAGUGGGCAUUAUGUAAACAUCCCGUGGUUACGGUCUCUGUGUUAUGUAUUUACUGUUUUGUUAAUACAAUUUUAUGAGAAAUUUUAAA